Stomoxys calcitrans (stable fly) is the source of this 1544-nucleotide messenger RNA. Its product is annotated as probable cytochrome P450 9f2. Lineage: Eukaryota; Metazoa; Arthropoda; Insecta; Diptera; Muscidae. The record is from RefSeq and is a predicted model, not a curated record. The transcript has 4 exons. The coding region runs from base 1 to 1542 and encodes 513 amino acids. Gene Ontology annotation, molecular function: oxidoreductase activity, acting on paired donors, with incorporation or reduction of molecular oxygen; iron ion binding; monooxygenase activity.
AUGUGGUUUGAAAUACUCAUUCUACCAGCGGUGUUCGUUUUGGUGGUGUUUUACCGUUGGGGCACAAAAAAUCAUGACUUCUUCAAGAAACGCAACAUACCCUAUGAGAAACCCGCAUUUAUUUUUGGAGGUGGAGCUGAGAUAGUUUUCCGAAAGAAGUCAGUGGUUCAAGUGCAGCAAGAAAUACACAAUCGACAUAAUGGAAUUGCCUAUGGGGCUUUUGACAAUCGUGACCCUAUCCUUAUGCUUAAGGAUCCCCAAUUGAUAAAACAAAUAAUGAUCAAAGAUUUCGAUCAUUUUGUGAAUCGUCGUCCAUUCUUUGAAGAUACGGAGAAUCUCUUCGGAAGUUCCAUAUUUUUGAUGGAAAAUGAAAAAUGGCGUGAUAUGCGUAGUACUUUGAGUCCUGCCUUCACAGGCAGUAAGAUGCGUCAAAUGUUUCAAUUGGUUUUGCAGAUUCUAGAUGAGGCUAUGAAGCAUUUGGAGGAGCAUUCAAAGGCUGCGACUAAUACUGCUGAAGGCUUUGAAUUGGAUGUUAAGGAUUUCACAAUACGUCUAAUGAAUGGCGUUAUAGCAUCAACAGCAUUUGGCUUGGAAACUAAUUCCUUCAAGGAUGAAGGCAAUGAGUUUUAUGAGAAAGCCAAAAAGGCAGUCAACUUUACACCAGGCCAGCAGAUAAAGGCCAUAUUUAUAACCUUGUUGCCAAAGGUAGCAAAGAUAUUUAGAAUGGAAAUUUUUGACAAGGAGUUCAGCCAAUAUUUCAAGCAAUUGGUUAUGGACACCAUGAAAUAUCGCCAAGAAAAGAAAAUACGACGUGCCGAUAUGAUUGAUUUGUUAAUGGGGGCCAAGGGCAUGAUACCUAGUGACAUACCUAAAACUAAGCAACACAAUUGGUCUGAUGUGGAGAUUGUGGCCCAAUGUUUUAUAUUUUUCUUUGCAGCCCUAGAGCCCUUGUCGACCACCAUGAGCUUUGCAGUUCGUGAAUUGCUGGAAUAUCCAGAUGUUCAAGAAAAACUCUAUGAAGAAAUCAAAAGCUGUAAUGAACAGUUGCAAGGCAAACAGGUUACCUAUGAGUUAUUGCAAAAAAUGCCUUACAUGGAAAUGGUUGUUUCGGAGGUUUUGCGAAAAUGGCCUGUGGGUCUGGUAGUGGAUCGAACCUGCACCCAAGAUUUCUCAUAUGAAUCCCCAGAGACGGGUGAACGCAUUGAAAUCCGUAAAGGAGAUUUUGUGCGUGCCAGCAUGAUUGCCAUUCAUAGAGAUGCAAAGAACUUUGAAAAUCCCGAUGUCUUGGAUCCGGAACGUUUUAGUGAGGAAAAUAAAUCGCAAAUAGACCCCGGCCUUUAUUUGCCUUUUGGUUUGGGCCCUAGAAAUUGUAUAGGAAAUCGUUUUGCUUUGUUGGUGUUUAAGGCAUUCCUUUAUAAUUUAGUAUUGAAUUAUAGUUUGCAACCAUCAUCUCAAACGGUUUUGCCUACGGUAAUGGAUAAGAAGACUUUCCAACUCAGACCAGUGGGAGGAUUUUGGACAUUAUUAAAAUCUAGAGCAUAAAU